UGUGUAUUUCUGUUCAGUCAUCGAUAUGGAUGUGUAUCAAGAAGUAGGUGUACCGGAGUUUGGUGCUCCUUGGCCCGCCAUGACGAUGCCCGAACAAGGAGUGAUUGGCCAAUUUACCAUUUUCUUCGCGCUUAUACUUGGAGGACUAAAGGAUUUUCUCUUCUCUCUAGAAGAGGAAUGGUUUGGAGCAACCCAUCAUGGAGUGGGAUGGGAGCUCACUCUCCCUGCUGCCCUGGUUGUUUUUGGUGUGAUAUUACUAUGGAGGACCGUCCUUGCGAUCAAAAGCAGGAUACGUCUAUUGACUGAGACACAGCUAAACGUGAAACUCGCCCAGCUAUCGAAAAAGAAAUGUGACAUAAUGAUUCAAUUGUCUGAAAUGGAGAUACUGUUGAAGGACUAUGACGCGCCAGUGAAAAGGUUGCGGGCAUGCCUGCAGUCCUCUCAGGAGGAUAGUCAGGAGCUGGAGGAUAUGAAGAAACAAUGGGACAUCAGAGCUGGAGAAAUGGAGGCAUUUCAUCUCCAGCUCCAGGAGCGUGUUGAACGCAUACACAAACUGAAAGCUGUUUGGGGACCGAUGGAACCACUUAAAGAGCAUCACGGUGGGGAUGCCAGGAUCCCUAGUGCCACCAACACCCAAUCUACCGUUACAGAUAUCAAGAGUGAGGAAAACAUUGAGAUCGAGGUCACUGUGAUGAAGGAUGCAAGCUUAAUCAAAACCACACUGGAGGAGGUGAACAGGGGUCUUCGGGACAAGAAUUGUCAGCUUGAAGAGAAGAAUGCUGCUCUACAUCAAAAACUCCACAGCACUGAGAAGAUGUAUAGACAGACUCUAAACGAGCUGACCAAAGCCCUGAUUCAAGGCAAACAUGAGGAAAAGCAACAUAUUGACACGCUACAAGAGAAAAUCCAGACCAUAUCUCGGAGAGCCUCUGCUGCUGAGCAUGCUCUGGCCAUGGAGAAGAAUGAGGCAGUGCUACUCCGCCAGAGGAUUUUUCAACUGACCUCAAAGAAGCUGAAAAUAGGAAAACCUGGGUUCCUGAUCAAGACCAUCCCCAAGCCCCCGAAAACAACCAAGACCAACAAACCCUUCUUGAAAACCUGCAAGGUUCUGAAAGCUUUCAAAGCACUACUCAAGAUAUGAAGGCAAUGCAUACAAUUGUACAUUUGGUGCAAUUAUUCUCAGGACACGAAGCAGAGUACAAUAAAUAAAUUCAGAUGCCUUAUUCCAUCAAACAACUGCAAUAAGUCUUCUUUAAAAUCAACCAAGCUAAAUUGGACACUUGUUUUAUGUCAUUUAUAUGGUAGGUCUCAUUAGAUAUCAUCCAACUCUUUAAAAAUGCCUUUGUAUGCAGAUUUCUGCUCUGUUUCCAUUAGGUAAGAUACAACUCCAUGGGGCUUACCUGCCAAGACCUC
This is a messenger RNA of Oncorhynchus kisutch (coho salmon), 1413 nucleotides long. Its product is annotated as transport and Golgi organization protein 1 homolog. The record is from RefSeq and is a predicted model, not a curated record. Gene Ontology annotation, cellular component: endoplasmic reticulum membrane; endoplasmic reticulum exit site. Gene Ontology annotation, biological process: vesicle cargo loading; endoplasmic reticulum to Golgi vesicle-mediated transport; protein secretion. The transcript has 14 exons. Bases 26 to 1141 code for a protein of 371 amino acids. Lineage: Eukaryota; Metazoa; Chordata; Actinopteri; Salmoniformes; Salmonidae.